Paraglomus occultum is the source of this 191-nucleotide messenger RNA. The record is from the annotation of a GenBank genome assembly. Lineage: Eukaryota; Fungi; Glomeromycota; Glomeromycetes; Paraglomerales; Paraglomeraceae.
AACGUGAUUAUCGUAAACAACAAGCAUUUUGCCUGACGAUAAAACGUACGAAGGAGAAUAUGAAUCAGAAAUUGAAAAAAGUGAUGGCCAAAUCACUUAUGCAUCAAAUGAACGUGGACGAUAUUGUAGUGAGCGAUUACAUUAACGUUGACACGAUAGAAGUAGCUACUAGAGAGAUACAAUUGUUGUAA